CCGCCUCCUUUUGUGAUUGGCUCAGCCUGGAUCAUAUAACGGGGCCGUUCGGCCUCCGCCUCAGUUGGAGGCACGCAGGGAACCGGCACCCAGUCUCCGUGCGGAUACUUCGGGGGCGACCUCCUCCUCGUUGAACCCGAGUCCAAGUCCCUUGGAGACUGCAGCCAUGAAGGAGAGACGGGCGCUGCAGCCAGUGGUGGUCAGAUGUAAGCUCGUGCUGGUGGGGGACGUGCAGUGUGGGAAGACCGCGAUGUUACAGGUGUUAGCGAAGGACUGCUAUCCCGAGACCUAUGUACCUACCGUGUUUGAGAAUUACACAGCCUGUUUGGAGACCGAAGGACAGCGAGUGGAGCUCAGCCUCUGGGAUACUUCAGGGUCUCCUUACUAUGACAAUGUGCGUCCACUCUGCUACAGCGACUCGGAUGCAGUGUUAUUGUGCUUUGACAUCAGCCGUCCAGAGACUAUGGAUAGUGCACUCAAAAAGUGGAGAACAGAAAUCCUGGACUAUUGUCCCAGCACCCGUGUGUUGCUUAUUGGCUGCAAGACAGAUCUGCGAACAGACCUGAGCACUCUAAUGGAGCUUUCCCACCAGAAGCAGGCGCCCAUCUCCUAUGAGCAGGGCUGUGCAAUAGCCAAGCAGUUGGGUGCAGAAAUCUACCUGGAGGGCUCAGCUUUUACUUCAGAGAAGAGUAUCCACAGCAUCUUCCGGAUGGCAUCCAUGGUGUGUCUGAACAAGCCUAGCCCAGUGCCCCCGAAGAGCCCGGCCCGAAGCCUCUCCAAGCGGCUUCUCCACCUCCCCAGUCGCUCUGAACUCAUCUCUUCUACCUUCAAGAAAGAAAAGGCCAAAAGCUGUUCCAUCAUGUGAAGUCGGAGCCGGAGGGGGGGGAGACAGCCCCCCCACUUCCUCCCUUGGGGUGCAGAGGCACGGGAAGAGGGAGGAUGAGAUGGUUUAAGACCCUGGAUGUGACUUUUUCAGAUGGCCACAGUAAGGAUUUAGGAGACAGGAAUGGGAUGGAAGAAGAAGCCAGGCCUGGCAGGAGGGCCUGACAUUAAGCAAGAACCAUCACACCCCAAGCCAGGCACUAGGCUGUGGACGAGCAGUUGCCCAGUGUCCCCCUACUCCAGAGAAAGGAAGGGUGUUGGGGGGAUGGGGACAUGCUGGCCUCAUCUUCAGCGUCAUGCCUCUUCCAUACAGUGUUCCCGUGCAGACUGGGGAUGGGAGGGGCCCUUGAGCCCUCCCCUUCCCCUUAAAGAAGUGGCAGGGGACUGGACAGUGGGAAAGCCCAGAGGCAGCUCCCUUGGGGGCUUAGCUCAGGUGCUUCAUAACUGAAACCAGGAGGGCAAGGGCUGAUCAGAGCUGGUAAGGAAUCCUCAUCUUUUCAUAGCCCAUGCGUCAUGGAGAGGUGACAUCAUACAUUCAUAUGCUUCUCACCGAAGUCCCCAGGGCCCAAGGGAGAAGCCCCAGACCCCCUUCUCUUGCAGAAUGUGGGGGUGGUGGUGCUGCAGGGGCAGGACUGAUGGGGGUUACCAGACUUUCCUGCCCGUAGGGCGGUACAGUUGGUAUUUGUUUUAUAGACUUGUCUUUGGAAUUGGGGGGAGGGGGGAGUGUUUCAAUCUGUUAUAUGUUCUGUGUUUAAAGAA
Messenger RNA from Cricetulus griseus (Chinese hamster), 1641 nucleotides. The record is from RefSeq and is a predicted model, not a curated record. NCBI's taxonomy places the organism in Eukaryota, Metazoa, Chordata, Mammalia, Rodentia, Cricetidae.